Molecule: messenger RNA, 1785 nt
Organism: Spodoptera littoralis (African cotton leafworm)
Lineage: Eukaryota; Metazoa; Arthropoda; Insecta; Lepidoptera; Noctuidae
Source: the annotation of a GenBank genome assembly
AUGGCCAACAAUGACACAGAUUUUGAUACAGACUCCGAGUUCAACAGCGAUGAGGAAGCACAGCUUGAAGAACAAAACUUAAAACGACUUAAUGAGUUGUUGGACGAUGAAGAUGACAUCCCUGGCGGAGGAAUAUCGAUGUAUCCUCCUCAUCUACCUUCAAUACAUCAUUCGUCGUCAUACAAAACUCUCUUACAGACAAACAAUUCAAAGUCAGGGACUCUAGCUCAAAUUGACUUAGCUCUGUCAGCAAAUAAAAUUCUUGACGAAAAAAUACGCAAACUCGAGAGAGACCUUACGGUACGUUUAAAAGAAUGCAGAGACAAACUUGAGGUUAUUCAAAACAGUGCUCACACAUACACACAUAAUGAUAAAAAUGAAUUAUUCCGAUACAUAAGCUGUGGCAGGCCCUACUUCAAGGACAAACUCAACUUCCCGGCUCCAGACAAUGAUGAUGCGAAAAUGGCAAAGUCUCAGAUGUAUGAUUUCUCUCUGGUUAUAUCAGUACCCGGGUGGACAAUGCGGGAUAAGUCUCAAUUUAUUACUAUGAUGCACAAAAUAUCUGUAGAGAAUAGAAGAAAUGAGUUCUUUGCUCAAAUAACAAACUUGAAACGUAAAUGCGGGAAUAGUAAUAAUAAGAAACUAGAACGAGACAUAAUGGUGCUUAGAAAAAAGAUUGAUCAGCUUGCAAAGAUGCCUUUGAGUCAAGUUGCUCUUCCGAUAGACCAGGAGUAUGACUGGGACAUGUUAGCUAACAAGUUGAAUAGAAGGCACACUGCCCAAGAAUACCAGUCACUGUGGAAAUUAUUUUUUCAUCCAUCCAUAAAUAAAAACAGUUGGAGCAAAGCUGAACAUGCAACUUUACAAAGAAUUGCUUGCCAAAAUAAUCAACAAGACUGGGAUGAUAUAGCACUUAAAUUGAAUACUGGCCGUUCAGGGUAUCAAUGUUUUGUAUAUUAUCGCACAAAUAUGACCAAUUCUUUUACUGGCAAAAAAUGGACUAAUGAGGAAAUAACAUAUCUUAAAAGGUUGAUAGAUUAUUUCAAAGAAGACAAUUACAUUCCGUGGGGUAAAAUAGCAGCAGCUAUGGAAAACCGAACAAAAAUCCAAAUUUAUAACAAAUAUCUAAGAAUGAUUGAGCAAAGAAAAGGGAGAUUCCUUCCAGAAGAAGAUGCUGUUAUACUUAACUGUGUUGAAAGAUUUGGUACUAAUUUUAGGAGAAUGACAGAUUUUCUGCCUGGUAGGUCUAUGGUACAAAUCCGUUCCAGGUACCAAGUACUCAGUAAAUUAAGAGUGUCUACAGUAUGGACCGUUGAAGAUGAUAAGAAACUGGUUCAGAUAAUUGGGAACCAAGACUCAAACAUCAACUUUGCAACAGCCACACAAUACUUUCCAGGAAGAAACCGAGUCAAACUACGAACUAGAUACAUAACUUUAGUGAAAUGGAUGAAAAAACAUCCAGGUGUUAGUUUAGAUCAUGCGCCUCGGCGCGGUGCUCGGCGGUUGAAUCAUGGAUAUCGAAGCAAUAACCUUAAUGAUGCCAUUGAGAAUUUAAAAAAUACUUUAAGUUCAGCAGUAGAAGUUAGAUCAAAGAAAAAGAAAAUUGGAAAAGAUUCUCCACAUAUAGAACUAGAUGAUGGCAUUGUAGUACUUCUUGUUAAUAAAUUAAUAAAAGAAAGAGAAGCAGAGAUGAAAAAACGUGUGACAGAUGAUGUGAUGGUACUAGCACCAGACCUGAUUAUUUCGCAAGAGCAAUUAAAUUUACGAAUUUGCGUAAAAAUUUGA